AUGGAUCUUCAAGGCACUCCCCUCCCCCACGGCGCCCGCAGCACCAAGGUCACCACCGACCCCAGCUCUCAGCAGCCCAUCCAGGAGUCUACUGGCCCCAUCACCAACGACUCUCUUGCUGCUGAGUCCGUCCGCGAAGGCGGUGCCUUCUCCGGCAACCGUGGCGCCGAGCCCAUGGGUGUCUCUGGCAACCAGUCCACUGUCAACAACACCGACACUUCUUCCGCCACUACCCUUGGCUCCGUUCCCGUUGGAGGUCUCCGCGAGAACCGCGAGGACCAGCAGAAGUACCCUGAGGCCCUUGGUGGUCAGGGCAACUUCCCUGGCGCUCAUCUCUCCCAGUCCGGCUACGUUGGUGGCCCCACUGGCGCUAAGCAGGAGAUGGGCAUCAACGCUGGCCAGUACUCUACUGCCAGCGGCAGUAGCAAGAGCCAGUACAACGAUGGCCAGGCCCCUUCCUACGUCAGUGACGUGACUGGUGACAUCCAGCACCCCAAGCCCGACGGUCGCAACGUUCACGAGGGCGGCUUCCACUCCAACGACGCGAAGAACGCCAGCUUCAACGCCGAGAUUGGUUCUGACCAGGACCCUGGUCGUGAGGCUAUCAACCAGUUCCAGCGCAGCAAUGCCCACACCGCCAAUGACUCUGGUCGCGCUGAUGAGAAGAAGGUCAACGCCCGGACUCCCUACGAGCACUUGGAGCAGGACCAGCGUGCCUAA
Penicillium olsonii is the source of this 720-nucleotide messenger RNA. The record is from the annotation of a GenBank genome assembly. NCBI's taxonomy places the organism in Eukaryota, Fungi, Ascomycota, Eurotiomycetes, Eurotiales, Aspergillaceae.